Messenger RNA from Prorocentrum cordatum, 3165 nucleotides. NCBI's taxonomy places the organism in Eukaryota, Dinophyceae, Prorocentrales, Prorocentraceae. The record is from the annotation of a GenBank genome assembly.
AUGGGCCAGAUGCUGUCUCAGGAUGCGAUACGCUGUGACGUCGCGUCCACUCCGCCAUCCCAGACCUUGUACACCAGACACGGGGCCGUCCGCGAGCUCUUGUCAGGCAUCGUUGACUAUGCAGGCAGCGAUUGCAGCACCACGGUUCGUCCCUAUCGGCGGGAUCAGGUUUCUCUUCCAGAUCCCGGGAGGCCCUCGGCGGAUCUACUGUCUACCCUCCCGGAGCCUGACCAGGAUUUGCUGAAGUCAUGGGAUACUCAUAUGCUUGCUGACCCUGCUGAUGUGGGGUUCUAUCGAGAGUCGGGACAUCAGUUUAGGUUGUACUUCGACGAGAUUUUUAAAGCGCAGCGAGGAGUCUACGUUGAGUUUUUGAGAGACCUUAGCGACGCCAAGAUGAUUGGUUGGACAGAGAAGCCUCUGAGCCUGGUGACCCCUUUCUUCGUAGUAAAGAAGCACGACAGGUUACGACUCAUCAUGGAUUGCCGAAACACGAACCUCCUCUUCCGAGCACCCCCUGCCCCUGAGAUGGGCACGGCUGCAGCAUGGGGCAACCUGGAGCGUCCCGAGGCUCGUCCUGGAACCGAGGCCGGCGGAGCUGACGACAGCGGAAGCGGCGGAAGCAAGCUCUGGGUAGCCCAGGCGGACGUGAAGGAUUGUUUCCACUGCGUUCGCAAUCUUCCAGAGCUGUGCCCGUAUUUUUGCAUGCCGCCGAUCACGGAGGGAGAGAGAGCCGACGCUGGUAUUGUUGGCCCUAGUGGCCUUGGGGAUCUGGCACGUGAGGUAUCGGUUUACCCUAUGCUGCUGACUCUUCCAAUGGGGUUCUCCUGGGCCUUCUAUUUCGUCCAGCGCCUCGUGGAGCACCAGUGCAGAGUUUCCUUGGCUGGGGCUGGCUUGGCUUUCAAGUUCCUGAGAGACCAGGCCCCUGCUCCGGAUCUUGGGACCCAGUUGGCCGUUCUACCCUAUUGCGACAACAUCAAUGUGGCAGGCAUCAGGAGGGAGGAGGUGAAGGAGGCUAAGGAUGUGAUCGUUCGGAGGCUUCGUUUCGUGCAGUUCACUGUCCAUGAGGAGACCGAGCCCGAGACCCUGUCGUACUCGCUGGGUCGCGUUAUCGAUGGGGAGUCCUGGGUGGUUCGUAAUCGGUCUGAACGAGGGGAACGUCUUCGCAAGGUUUGUGAGGCUCUUGAGGGGGGUCAACCAGUGACGGGUAGGCAGAUGAAGCAGUACCUUGGCCACGUGGUCGAUUUCUUUCUGAUUAGACGGGAGGUCCUCUCGGUGCUCAGAGCCUGCUACGACUUUGCGCAGGCGGCAGAGAAGAAGCCCCAGAGUUUGUGGGCUUCUGCACGGCGCGAAGUUCGCUGGAUACGUUCUCUAACUUUCAUUGGCCUCGCUCGGUUGGACAGGCCAUGGCACGAUACAGUUGUGUCGACUGAUGCGUGCGAGUCUGGUGCAGGGAUUGCUGCGCGCCAGGCUGACCCCUCAGAAGCUCCUGAGGACCUGGAGGUCAACCCAGGGUUCGACGAGAUCCCAGAGGCCUUCAUGGACCCCGACAAGUGGCACGAGGUGUUUGCUAUGCGUUUCAGGAAGGAGGAGGCUAUACCUAUUCUGGAAGGUCGGGCGUCUCUGUUGGGGAUACAGCAUUAUAUGAGGUCGUCUCGGUCUUUUGGAAAGCGUCUUCUACUCGUGGGGGACCAGCUGGGGAACACACUUGCUAUUGGGCGCUCUCGGGCAUCAUCGUACGACCUGCUCAUCAUCAUCAGGCGUAUUGCUACCUACAUGUUGGCUACUGGCUCGAGUCUAUCUGCACGAUGGACCCCCUCUGAGCUCAAUGAGGGCAAGAAGACGGCUCUGGCGCGUCACGGGGAGGGCGUGACCUCACGGCCUGCGGGCUCGACGCCGCUGCGCCUCCAACGCCAGGGAGCUGUGGAGCGCAUCUCGGGCCCCUCGAGAGACAUCCGUCGAGAGAGGCGCCAGAGCAUCUUCGGGGCCUUCGAGCGUCUUGCCCUGUCGGGCCAGCAUUCCAUUCUCGAACGUCACUCGAUUACGGCACCCACGGAGGGCCUGUACACAGCCUGGUGGGAGGAGCUCCAGGAUUUUGUGGCCAUGAACGGCUACACCUUGGACAGCGUGAGGAAUGCCGACAUUGCGCUGGUGGACUUCGCGGACUACUUGUUUCUCGAAGGGUUCGAGCGGCCCGACCUCAUGAAGAUGUACGCCGCGGCCGCCUGGCACCUGGCCGGCCUGUCCCCCAUCGGGAAGCUGCGUUUUCCGCGGUUCUCCCGCGCCGCUCGGGGGCUGGGCCUGCUGGCUCCAGCGCAGACCGUGCCGCCCGUCCCGUUCGAGCUGGUGUGCUGGAUCGCCUGGCACAUAUACCUCCGCCUCCAGGACUGGACCAUCCCGCUCUGCCUGCUGACCAUGUUCGCCUGCUACUUCAGGCCUGUGGACGUCCACAGCUUGAGGGAGGAGGACCUGGUGCCGCCAGGAGGUUCGAGCACUCACUGGGUGCUCAACGUGCACCCUGCCCGCCGCGGAGAGACGUCAAAGGUGGGGGUGUCCGACGAGGCGCUGCUCCUCGACUCUCCGUGCCUCCCAGGUCUGGGCCCCGCGCUGCAUCGGCGACUUCGAGGCCAACGGCUGGCCAAGUUGUUCGAGGUCAGCGAGAGGGAGCUCAGCAUGCAGUGGGGCCGCUCGCAGGAGCAGCUCGGGCUGCUCCCCUCCCAGCGGCAUCGCCUGUACCAGAUCCGCCACGCGGGGCCGUCCCACGACAUCCUCAUGGGGGUCCGCACGCUCCUCGACGUCAAGCGCCGAGGGAGGUGGAGCUCGGACGCGACCGUCAAGCGGUACGAGGCGGCGGGGGUGGUGCAGCAGGAGUGGGCCAAGCUGUCGACGGCACAACAGGCCGCCGCGUCUCGCGCGGCGGAGUGGAUGCAGUCUCAGGUGGGUAUGUUCUCCGCCCCCAGCCCGGGCGGGCGCGGCGCUGGAGGACACCGUGGCUCCUCCAGGAGCUGUACUGCGGCACGCACGGGAUCCUCGACAGCGCGGGCCGCCAGGGCAUCGGCGGCGUCGGCUGGGACACGGGAAUCAGUUCAAAGGCCGACCUCUCGAGUGCGGCCGUCAUCAGGAACAUCGCCCGCGACUUCCAAACGGGCAAGAACCGCUUCGGGCUGA